Messenger RNA from Eimeria acervulina, 1056 nucleotides. RefSeq lists its product as hypothetical. The record is from RefSeq and is a predicted model, not a curated record. NCBI's taxonomy places the organism in Eukaryota, Apicomplexa, Conoidasida, Eucoccidiorida, Eimeriidae. The transcript is spliced from 2 exons. Bases 1 to 1056 code for a protein of 351 amino acids.
AUGGAGGAGCUUGGCGCCUCUCUGUGCUGCUGCCUUCUCGCAGCAGCAGCAGCAACAACAACAACAGCAGCAGCUGCUGCAGCGGUGUUGCUGCUGAAGGGGCCGGCGUCUCUGCUGCAAAAGCUGCAGCAGCAACACCAGGUGCUGCAGCAAGACUGUAGCAGCAGCAGCAACAACAGCAGCAGCAGCAGCGUAGUCGUAGCAGCGCGCGUUAGGGAAUGCAUGCAGCAGCUGCUGCUCUCUGCCUCUGGUGUGUCUCUACCCCAGAGCAUUUGUAUGCUGCAGCAGCAGCAGCAACAGCAGCAGCAGCAGAAGCAGCAACACAAGCAGCAGCAGGCGUCUCUUCUAGGGGGCCGAACUUUGCUGCAGGCUGCCUGGGGUAUUUCUUCACAAGCCGAAGUAAGGCAGCAGCAGCAGCAGCAGCAGCAACAGCAGCAGCAGCAGCAACAGCAGCAGCAGCAGCAGCCAUACGGGUUUGCCCCCCACAAUCCCAGCAGCAGCAGCACCGCCUUCUGCAAUUUACGCAGCGCCCCACAGCCCCUAUACCAUCCCAACUCUGCUGCUGCUGCUGCAGCAACAGCAGCUGAUGCUGCUGCUGCAUGCACCAGCGGAGGGUUCAGCAGCGAGAGCUGCUGGCCUGUUGCUGCUGCAGCAGCGCAGAAGCAGCAGCAGCAGCAGCAGCAGCAGCAUGGGGAGGGGCACGUUUCAGGUGGCUGGCAGGUAGACCCCACAGCGACAGCAACAACAGCAGCAGCAACAACAGCAGCAGCAACAGCAGCAGCAGAAGACCUUGAGAUUGCUGCAAUCGACGAAACCUGCCGCCAAGCGGAGUCACUGUGUGCGUUGCUGGCAGCAAAUUUGUCGCUGCAGGAACGGGCAGCAGCAGCAGCAUCAGCAGCAGCAACAGCAGCAGCAGCAACAACAGCAGCAGCAGAGAGACACAGAGGCCAAGCAGCAGCAAUACGAAGACAUGAACAAAUUAAAGCUACAAGAAAAUAUAUCAUUGUCGGUGCUCUUGCUGCUGCAAUCUUCUUCCUGCAACGCGCAUGCAGGUGA